This is a messenger RNA of Choloepus didactylus (southern two-toed sloth), 1698 nucleotides long. RefSeq names its product MMP24 opposite strand (gene MMP24OS). The record is from RefSeq and is a predicted model, not a curated record. Lineage: Eukaryota; Metazoa; Chordata; Mammalia; Pilosa; Megalonychidae. The transcript has a single exon. The coding region runs from base 158 to 325 and encodes 55 amino acids.
GCCGAGUCCCUGGCCGCGCUGCGUGGGCAAGUGGAUCGUGGGCGGCUGCUGGCCGGGUCUUAACGAGGGGCAGCCUCGAGUAUUGAGGUGAGGACCGGAGGACCCGGAGGACGGCAUCGCGGAGCCCGGACCUGCAGGGCCUCUCCUUCCACAGACCAUGGGAGCGCAGCUGAGCGGCGGCCAGGGCAGCCCGGAGCCGGCGCAGCCCCAGCCCCAGCCCGCGGCUCCGGAGGCCCCUAGGCGGCCCGAGCCCGAGCCCGAGCCCAGCCCGUGGGGGCCGCUGGACGACGUUCGCUUCCUUAUCACCUGCACCUCCUGGUACUGACUCGGCGCCUCCGGAGUCUGCCGCCCGCCCGCCGAGUCGUUGCCUGCUGUCGUUCUUGCCAUCCCCGGCCUGGUCGGGCCCUCGUCUCCUCUCCCCGCGUCCCGUGCCUCUUACCUUGAUCCCGGAACCCCGGAAAUGACAGAAUUCGGAGAUGGCGUGAGAUGCUGGAAGUCCCGGCAGGGUUGUCUUCCUCAUUAGGGGCUUCGUCUCGCCUCUGGUUCUUCCCCCCAGCCUGAACCCAAACUUAACUCAGACCUUCGUGCUCUCCCCCACCCCUUUCUCCAGGCUCUUGGAUCCUGGAGCAGCCCAGUUUCAAGUCCACAGUCCCUGCUCUUCAUGACUGAAGAUGGAACCCCCACUCCCUUGCCCCUGGCUUCCAGAACGAGGCCGGGGCUUCUGCUAAGACCCCAAGGUUGCCGACCUCCUGACCUCCAUCCCUUAAUUAUUGAGAACUGGAUCUCUGCAUAUGUUUCAGGUCAUGGCACCAUGUGCAGUGACCCCAAAGAAGGUCUUUCCAGGAUCCCAAUGACACUGUAUUCCUGGGACCCCAGGAACACUGGGUCUCUUUUUGGGGAGAGAGAACAUUUCUGAUUGCUGGUCUGGUGGAGGAGAUAUGUGAGGCAGCUCCCAGACACCCCAAAGGAUGCCAUACCCCACUGCUCCCAGAACCAUCCUAAGGCCACCCUCAGAACCUGAUCCUUGUCCCCUCACCCCAGGGAAAUGACACAUUCUGUAUUUUUGUUUUAUUUAGAAAUGAUUUAAAAAACAUUGUACAAAGGCUGAUCAGUUUAAAAUGUGACCGACACUGAAAUGCUGUGAUGUCCCCCAGGCUGAGGGGAAGCUGGGCUCUGGGGCCCCCAGUGCUUUGCCCCUCUGCCUGUCUGCUCUGUCCUGGGGUGAUGGACAAACAGAUGACCACAAGGCAGGAGAGCUGAGAUUAGAAUCCUCCAGGCCGAGCCCUCUCUGGGCCUGGCCUUGCAUCCCUCACAUCUGCAGCCUGGGCUGCCUGCCUCCAUCUCCUGCUCUUUCUCAGCUGGCCAACAUGGAGGAGCCUGGGAGGCCUAGAGCUUUCAAGAAGUGAGAGCACCAACCUGAGGAGUGGAGCGGGAGCAUGGGGGGAGAAGGGGAGCCAGGAGUAGGAGGAGAUGGAUAGAAGAGUCACCUCUGAUCUCAUCUUGGACCCUAGAGGAGUCCACAUGUGGGGACACAAGGCCCAGGCAGCCCACUGGAUGGCCUGGGCAAGUAACAGAAUCUCUUUGCGCUUCAUCUAAGGGAAGGGCACAAUGAGAGUCACCCUCAGCCUCCCACGGCCUACACAGGUUUCAUGGGAGUGGACAGAUGUGAGCUAAUAAAGUGCUUUGCAAAAUAUAAAA